This is a messenger RNA of Biomphalaria glabrata, 1395 nucleotides long. RefSeq lists its product as uncharacterized. The coding region runs from base 84 to 929 and encodes 281 amino acids. The record is from RefSeq and is a predicted model, not a curated record. NCBI's taxonomy places the organism in Eukaryota, Metazoa, Mollusca, Gastropoda, Planorbidae. The transcript has 5 exons.
UCUUCGCAGUAUAAUGAUAUAUAUAUAUAUAUAUAUAUAGCAGCCAUCCCUUGUUUUCUGUAACAGUGUAUCCACCCGUAAUAAUGAUUGCUCCAGCAUUUCUGUUGACCAUUGUACUGUUGUAUAGCACAUGUGUUCAUGGUUUCUUUUUUAGCUCAGAGCCUGAAAAGACAUGGAACGCACUGAAAACUACAUGGGGAGCUAACCCUUUCAGUUCGGAUAAUUUUGUGGAAAUGCCAAGGACCGAAGAAAAGGCUAUAAAAGAAGGUUUUGUAAAAAUCAGUGGAUGCAACGAAAGUAGUGCGUUCAGAGGUUCUCGUUACGUGAAGUCUGGCGACUAUGCAGUGGUUCUACUCUUCGACGCCAAUGGCUACAUUGCAGGAAUACAGACAGGCGUGUCGAAUCAUCUUGGCAACGGUUUUCCAUCCAGCAACAUGCGGCCCUUGUUUAGCGAAGAUAGGGAUCAAUUGUUUCUCACGGCCUACUUCGUAGAGCCUUCUUUGAUCUGCGCUAAAGGAAGAUCAGCCUCGGAGUUUGAACUUCAAGGCACUGGGUCUAACUUAUACUUUCAAAAGGGAAGCGACCCAGCUGACCUUAUACUGAUGCCGAGAGACGAGAGUGCUCUCUCUGGAACAAAGUGGGGCGAUGGGAAAUGUUUUAUAACCAUGGGGAAACAUUACUGGUAUGACUUCAGAAUAGACACAUCAUGCACGGAUUACUUCCCCAUGUUUCUCAUGUAUAACGAUGGAAUGCUGAACGCAUUUGGCUGGGCGCUGGCUGCGGAACUCACAUCGAGGCGCUUUGAGCACCCACCAAAAAGCCUUCUCAGUCUUUUCAUAGACACUGUCCCAAGAUGCCUGUACGACCUUGACCACAUGUCCACCAUGCAUAUCUUUUUGACGGACAAAAUCCGUAAAAACCGGUGUUAAAAUAUUUGUAUAGCACUAGUGCCUCCAUAUUUUCAUUGAUAAUCAAAUAAGUCUGAAUUAAACAUGACUUAAUGUAUUGUAUGUUACAUGUUCAUGAAGAUUAACGCUUAGCCUAAUCAUAUAAAGAUAGAUUUGAAAUACAGGCUGUGGUGUAAUACAAAAACACAUUCUAAAUAUGGUUUUAAAGAUAAACAACAACAAAAAAAAACUUUUGUUUUAAACAAAGCUUAUACUAAUGUCUACAUUAAUUAAUAAUAACACUAAUAAUAACAGAGACUUUGUGUUCAUACAAGUAGACAUAGAAGACUAUCUUUUUUUAUUGCCUCCCUUCCUGUUAAUUACUUUCUCACUAAACAUUCACAACAUUAACGUGACAUUGUAUCAAUUAGUUUUGAUCAGUCAUGUAAUUAAAUUUGUAAUAGAUCUGGACUAACAUCAAUAAAUAAAUCUGAUGAAAAAUAUUUUA